AUCAGCAAACGCAGGAAUACAAGAAUUCCGAUUUUAGAGACGUGUUUAAUCUUUUCUCAAAUGUUUUUGUUCAUUGUGCCGCUGCUGUUUGUAGUUCAUCUGGAAUCCGGCUCUCUGCAGGAGGAUUAAACUGCUUUUAAAGAGUAAUGUUUUUGAGGUGAUGGAGCAGCACAAGAGGGACUCAUAAACGUGUUGUAGACGGAUCGCUGCGGUCGCUGUUGUUGUUUUCCUGUUUACCAAAAUGGACGUACAACGGUUCCAAGUGCUUCGUUUCUGCCUCCCUCAGAGUGUCAGUGACUCAGGGUUGUUCUACAGCCACAUCGCUGCCAGUGAACAGAGUAUCUGCCAGGCGCGGGCCUCAGUGAUGGUCUACGACGAUGCCAGUAAGAAGUGGGUGCCCAUCAAGCCCGGGCAGCAGGGCUUCAGCCGCAUCAACAUCUACCACAACACUGCCAACAACACCUUCAGAGUGGUGGGCGUCAAACUGCAGGACCAGCAGGUGGUGAUCAACUACUCCAUAGUGAAGGGUCUGAAGUACAAUCAGGCCACCCCGACCUUCCAUCAGUGGCGUGACGCCCGCCAGGUUUAUGGGCUGAACUUCGCCAGUAAGGAGGAGGCCACCACCUUCUCCAACGCCAUGCUGUUCGCCCUCAACGUCCUCAGCUCACCGGACAGUGGAGGUCCAGUCGUCCAGCGCCAAAAUGGACCCACCUCGGAAGAAAGCGAGGCACAAAGGAGGAUGAUGGAGCAGCACCAGAUGCAGGCGCACAAGGAGAGGGAGAGACGAACGUCAGGAUCAGUCGUUUCCACUCUCCAAUAUAAAGUGUCCACCCCUCCCAUCCACCCAGACACCCCUCCUGAGUACAGACAGUACAGAGCUAGCACACUGCCGCCCUCCUACGCCCGCGUGGCCUCCUCCUCUCCUCCCUCCUCUGCCUCCUCUCCCUCUCAGGAGAAAGAGUUGGGGGCAGCUAGGGACAGAGCCCAGCUCUCUUCCCAGCUCUCCACCUCGCUCGCCUCAGCCUUUUCCCCCGUCCAGUCAGGACUGGCCACCAUGGGCCGGCAAAUCCGUCAGAUCCCCCUCUCUCCUCCAACAGCCGCCCGCCACCUCCACCAUCAACAGCAGCAACAAGACAUGAUGCUCCCCCCUAAACACGGCACCUGGUCUGCCUCCCAGUUGCAGCAAAUGUACGCGCAGUUGCCCCCCUCCGCCUCCCCUCCAGUUAUGAUGGCCAUGCCUGUGAAGCAGGGUUUGCCCCAGCAGCCCUCCCUCCCUUUGGCUCACCCCCUGCCGCCCCUGAGCACAAGGAUGAAGCCCCCUCCCCUUGACCCAACCACCAUAGCAGGCCAUCACCAGUACCAGCACCCUCCCCACCCUCACUCCAACGGCCAGCCAGACGGCUCCUACUCUCCCCACUCUCAGCAUCUGCCCCUCACCCCGCAGUACUGCGAGGCGGUCCCCCUCCCUCCUCUUACAGGUCAGACAGCCCCAGGCCCCCCCCCCAGCCACCAGCCCCAAUACCCAUCCACCUUCCACCCUCAGCAGCAACUGCAUCCACAACAGCAGCAGCAGCAGCAGGUGUACCACCAGCAGCCCCCUUCCACCACUUCCUACUCCUCCUCCUCCUCCUCACCCCCCUCUUACACUGCCUUUCACUCUGAUGGGGGCUCGCCCAAGAAGACCCCCUCCCCCAUCCCCCAGCAGGCCCCCAUGGUCAGCAGCAGCCCCCCUGUCUCUGCAGGUCACCCUGCUAUGCUCUCUGUGGCGCCUCCACCUGCUGCAGUGCCAGCACCCAUGGCUGGUCCUCCAGCUCCACCACCGCCACCAGGUCCACCGCCCCCUAUGGCGGUGCCCCCACCAAUGCCCCCUCCACUGCCCACUUGUGGAGGGCCUCCUGGGGGUCCGCCUGGGGCCCAACUCCAACCCUCAGGACUCGCUGCAGCACUGGCCGGAGCCAAACUACGUAAAGUACAAAGGGAUGAGAGCAGUCCGCCUGGGUCUAGUGGCAAAAGUGAUUCCAACCGGUCUAGUGGUGGCAGCGGAGGAGGGGGAGAGGGACUGAUGCAGGAGAUGAAUGCCUUACUAGCUCGCAGGCGGAAAGCUUCAGAGAAACCUGAUGAAGACGACUGUGGCGGUAGAGGGCCCGGUCAUCAGAACUCAACAGAUGCUGUGAAGAAGCCAUGGGAACGAUCCAACUCUGCAGAAAAGUCCUCACUGGUGUCCAGAGUGAGACCCAUCGGCAGCACUAGUGAAUCAGACACAGAAUUUGACAGGAUGAAACAGGAAAUCUUGGAUGAAGUAGUACGAGAGUUGCAUAAAGUGAAAGAUGAAAUCAUUAAUGCCAUCAGACUAGAAAUCGGCAGAAUCGGUACAUCCUAAUCUCAUGUGGGCAGCAUUAGAGGAGAGCGAGAGGAGGAGCUGGAGGAGGAUGGACAUGCAGAUGCACAGACACGAGGACCCGGGAAAUGUUAUCUCAAUGUUUCUGUGACCUCGCGACUCCACGAUGCACGUUGCAGAGAUGUUGUGCCAACAUUUAAGUCUGCUGGACAGCGAAAAAUGAAAGAAAGAAACAGAGAAAGGGUUAAUGGGUCAGAGGAACAGAAGGAUGGAUUAAGAAAGUUUUAAAGGACUGAUGAACUCAAACCGAGGAUGAGAAAUAAAUUAAAAAGAUGAAUUGAGGGAUGGACGGACAAUAGUGCUGAGUCCAGUGUUGUGGUCCUCUCUGUGCACCUAAAGACUCAGUCAGCCCAGUGUUGCAACUCUUUGUUCUCUGUUCAGUCUUAAGAAGAAAAUAUUUUUGUUUUCUAAGUUUUUACUGUUUUAUUAUUUAAAAACUGUGGUGAUGAUGAUGAUGCUGUCGAUGACAAUGAGUAUUUUAUUGAUAUUAUAGAAGGAGAAAGGAAUCUUGCACACCAUUUACGUCAGCCUUUUAUAUUUUCUUUUAUGUUUUUUUUAUUUAGUUUAUCCCUAACUAUUUCAUAAUUACAAGCACAAUAUGGGCAUAAUGUUUCUGCAGAUUCACCUGCCCUUCGCUGGCAUAUUUAAAAAAGAAAAAAGAAGGUUUUCAUGACCUUUUUUCAUACUGGUUUUUUGUGUCUCACCUUGUCUCUCCAGAGAUUUUGGAAACAUGGUAUUGUUUAAGCCACAAUAAGCCACUUUAAAUCGUUCUGUCACAUCCGAAGCUAACAAAGGAGCAAUUGAUAUUUGGGUAAUUAAUCAAAUAACACACAAUAACAAGUCUGCUGUACAACUCCAGUGUGACCGAGGUACAAGUUUCUCUCUAUUUGUCCAGAGACGAGAUUGUGAAACUUGGGGAUCAUUCACCAAACAGGCCGAUAACUGUAAAUGUGCCACCUAGUUUUACCUAGAUAUACUCAAUGUAGUUCUACCUAUUAGCCAUCCUAUUCUUUGUGAACCUCCCAAUUAUGCAUGAAACCCCCAUCUCUAUGAAUUAGUUUUUUAUUUGGUUUGGAAAACGAAAAAAAUACAAACGGUGGUACAUUUAUGAGAGUGGUUUGUUUCCAUGAAGAUUCCCCUUUCUAUAUACGAGAUGUUGAACUUCAUAAUGGUAGCAAUGUGAAAACAAUUUAAAAAGGGGGGGGGGGGUUGUUCUUGCAAUAUGCAAAUCUAACCUAGAUAAGAAUGUGCAGAAAGUGAAUGGUAGGCCUAUGUGAUGGUAGCUAAAUGUGUCUUUGAAGGAAGGAUCUGGUUGAAUAUUGGUUGUUGCAUUCUAUCCACUCUGUCCGCUCUCAACUACGUUCUGAUUUAAAAGCUGAAAGUAAAUUCAUUCAAACAAAAACAA
Eleginops maclovinus (Patagonian blennie) is the source of this 3803-nucleotide messenger RNA. It is a transcript of the gene evla, whose product is annotated as Enah/Vasp-like a. Gene Ontology annotation, biological process: protein homotetramerization; actin polymerization or depolymerization; positive regulation of actin filament polymerization. The coding region runs from base 242 to 2380 and encodes 712 amino acids. Gene Ontology annotation, molecular function: actin binding; SH3 domain binding; profilin binding. Lineage: Eukaryota; Metazoa; Chordata; Actinopteri; Perciformes; Eleginopidae. The record is from RefSeq and is a predicted model, not a curated record. Gene Ontology annotation, cellular component: cytoskeleton. The transcript has 14 exons.